Messenger RNA from Scomber japonicus (chub mackerel), 900 nucleotides. RefSeq names its product H-2 class II histocompatibility antigen, A-Q alpha chain-like. Gene Ontology annotation, biological process: positive regulation of T cell activation; antigen processing and presentation of exogenous peptide antigen via MHC class II; peptide antigen assembly with MHC class II protein complex. The coding region runs from base 1 to 705 and encodes 234 amino acids. Gene Ontology annotation, molecular function: MHC class II protein complex binding. The transcript is spliced from 5 exons. The record is from RefSeq and is a predicted model, not a curated record. Gene Ontology annotation, cellular component: MHC class II protein complex. NCBI's taxonomy places the organism in Eukaryota, Metazoa, Chordata, Actinopteri, Scombriformes, Scombridae.
AUGACUUUACAGGAGCUCUUUGCAUCUAUGCACAACGUAAGAAUUUAUGAACUUUGUCACACUUAUGGAUGCUAUGAUUCAAGUGAUACUCAACUCUGUGUGACACUGGACGGUGAAGAAGUCUACCAUGCAGAUUUUAAGAAAGGGGUAUUGGAUUGGGAGAGCAAAAUCCCUGUAGUUCUCCAUGUUCCCCACGCCUACAAUUAUGCGGUAUAUUACCGAGCAACAUGCAGAGGAGACUUGUUGAGAUGGAAACCAGACAAGUCAGCUGCAACAAAACCUAGAAAAGCACCAGAAGUCAUCGUUUACCCAAAAGAUGAAGUGAUAAAGGAUGAAGAGAAUACUCUCAUCUGCUUCAUCAACCAUUUCUUCCCUUCCAACAUCAACAUAAAGUGGACAAAAAAUGAUGUAGAAGUAGCAGUCGAAGAUCCUUUAAUCAAGUGCUUGCCCAAUCCUGAUGGGUCAUUUUACGUCUUUUCCACCCUGGACUUUGUCCCAGAUGAAGGAGACAUCUACGGCUGCACUGUGGAACAUGUGGCACUGGAGGAACCUCGGACCAAGUUUUGGGAGGCUGACAUGAAGGAGACUACCAUUGGUUCAGACGUCUUCUGCGGACUUGGCCUGAGCCUUGGACUUCUCGGGGGUGCUGCAGGAAUAUUCUUUUUUGUUAAAGGAAAACAUUAUCAGGCCAUCCUGGUGACCUAGUGGGUUAAGCAUACUGUGUUUAUGACAUCCCUGGUUCAUUUCCAGCCGGGGACCUUUGUAGAAUAGAUCUUUAUUGUCAUUGUCACCAGGUACAACGAAAUUAAAAACUGUAAAAAUAUUACAUGUCAUUUCUCCUUUCUCAGUUCUUUUGUUUCCUUUUAUUUUUCAGUUAUCCAAUAUCAAUUAAAGAGGAAA